This is a messenger RNA of Stylophora pistillata, 1369 nucleotides long. RefSeq lists its product as uncharacterized. NCBI's taxonomy places the organism in Eukaryota, Metazoa, Cnidaria, Anthozoa, Scleractinia, Pocilloporidae. The record is from RefSeq and is a predicted model, not a curated record.
UCAGCCGACGUCAAGCGUCGUGGCUACGGUAUCAUGGAUCAGGCCUUCUGAGACAAAACUGUAACAAUCACUGGUUUGGUUAGGAUCUGCCUAUUUCUUGGAUAUAAGUUAUGGAGGUGCUAGGAGAUGAAAUUACAUCGUUACGAACCGAAAUUCUUGAAUACAACAUCGGCAAGUACCAGACGUUUCAUGAUGCUCUGGAGGGCGAAAUGGAAGGAUGCUUUUUAAAUAUCGUGUUCUUUGGAAUGUUUGGCUCUGGAAAAUCCGCUCUGAUUAACUCUAUUCACAAGGCUUUAAGUCUUGAAGAAGAGCCAGCUAUAAUUCAAAAUACCGGUAAGGAUGGAACGAAGGCUUUGGAAAGUUUUGUUCUUCCGGGAAUCCCAGUCAAGCUUUACGACACACGGGGAUUUUUCGCAAUGGACAUCAAAGAAGAAGGGGAGCUGUUUCGUAUUCUUUUUGGCAUUCACCGACCUGGAGAAGAACUGAAGCGAGAUCACGAAAGCGCUCAAUUGGCAGAAGCCGCUGGUCCUGCUGCCUAUAAAUUAGAAAAACGCCCGCUGGUCGAUCAGAUGCAUGUUGUGUUUUGGGUAAUAAAGGGUGUGGACAUCAGAUUCGAGAAGGGAAAAUACAGGGAGAUUAUUACGUUUGUUCAAGAGCAACUGAAAAGAGCAAUAAUAACAAUAUUUACUGUCAUAACGUUUGAUGACGAGAUUCAAAAGAGGCCCAACGCCGAUGAUGAGAGAGAGAAAUUGACAAGUGAAGCUAUUGAGGUCACCGGUGGUGACAAGAAAAAAGUGUUCUUUAUUGCCAACCCAGCACGAGGACAAGAUCUCGAUCCCAUUUACAAGAAACGUGUCUUGGAAAUGUUGGAACAAGCAUUGGAUUGCGGUGAACGGUCGAUCAGGGUGCGGCAAACUAAAAGAGAGAACGGUAAGAAGCAGGCACGGAAUUCAGAGUCGGCAGUUGAUGGCCUCAGGUCUCCAGUCCCAGUGGAGAAUGACGACCAACCUCCGCUUAUUCCGUUUAAGAGUUUUCCGUAAACCCUUCACUGAAGACAUUUUUCCUAAUCCAAAACAUGAUUCAGUUACUAGUUAAUCGAAAGUUCGGAAACCAACUGAAGUACAGGCAACCUAGAUGUGAAGCGGAAUAGUUACGGUCUUUAAGAGCUGGGAGAUACAGUGACCAAUAUGUAUGUCUAUAUAUGUAAAUAUCAGUAUACUUUGUUGUUUUCAUAGCCAUCGGAUUCAUUCUCUCUUUCAGUCACAGCAUGUCAGUGCAUGAAUUUUAGGUUAUCCGUGGAGGACAUAUAAACUUGUAAUCGUUACACCUAGGUUGAUAAGAAAAUAAAUAAUUUGGAUAUAUCAACAAA